This is a messenger RNA of Naegleria fowleri, 1005 nucleotides long. RefSeq lists its product as uncharacterized. Lineage: Eukaryota; Heterolobosea; Eutetramitea; Acrasida; Naegleriidae. Bases 1 to 1005 code for a protein of 334 amino acids. The record is from RefSeq and is a predicted model, not a curated record. The transcript is spliced from 3 exons.
AUGUCAUCAUCAACAACAAGCAACAAUAAGAAAUCAGGAGCUGGAGGAGACUCCAAGAGCAUCAUUCCGCCAGGUACCACCUUCCGUCACCGAGUCACCUUGCCAACCAGAUGGAGCGAUGAGGACAAUCAAAAAGUGUUGAACAAUGCCAUUUACUUGACCUUGUUUGAGGAGGCAAGAACGGACUACUUUGGACCUAAUACUUUGAAUUUGUUGGAUCCAGAGACAUUGACCUAUCCUUUUGUAUUGUUGAAGUGCGAUUUGAGAUGUAUUGCUCCAGGAAAGGGUUUCAAACAAUGUGAUGUCUACAUCAAGACCUCUCAAGUCGGAACCUCAUCUUUCACACAACUCUAUCGAGUCUCAUGGGAAGGAACUGUUUGGUGUGAAGCUGAAGCAGUCAUUGUCUAUUACAACUUUGCCAAGAAAACCAAAGAAAAUCUUCCCGAUCAUUGGAGAGAAUCCAUCACCAAAUAUGAAAACUAUGAAUACCAUCCUGUCGUGAGUAGUGUCAAAACCAACAAACAAUUACCUCUUCGUGUUGGAAUGUUUGCAGAAAUUUCCAAAAAAUACACACACGAACAUGUGAAAAAAUUUGCCGAAUUGUCUGAAGAUUACAAUCCCAUUCAUUUGAAUGCAGAAUUUGCAUCCAAAACAAGAUUCAAGAAACCCAUUGUUCAUGGUCAAUUAUUGACCUCUCUUAUUAGUGGAUUAUUGGGAGCUCAUUUACCAGGAGAGGGAACGAUAUAUAUGGAACAAAAUUACAAGUACAAACUUCCAUUAUUGGUUGGAGAGAGAGUGAAAGCUCGUGUUGAAAUUGAGCAUAUUGAUUUACAGAGAAAGAUUGUGACACUCAAGACGGAUUGUUACAAGUGUGAGGAAUUAGGUACUGCGAAUCAUUUGUCAUCGUCUUCGACACAAAAGGAAAUUCUUAUCAUGCAAGGUCAUGCCAAAGUGAUGGUUCCUGCAGAGGUGUUGGAAGAAGGACAAAAAACAAGCAAGUUGUAA